Paralichthys olivaceus (Japanese flounder) is the source of this 1038-nucleotide messenger RNA. RefSeq names its product proteasome (prosome, macropain) assembly chaperone 3 (gene psmg3). Lineage: Eukaryota; Metazoa; Chordata; Actinopteri; Pleuronectiformes; Paralichthyidae. The record is from RefSeq and is a predicted model, not a curated record. Gene Ontology annotation, biological process: proteasome assembly.
CUCUCUCUUUCUUUCUUUCAACCGGAAGUGGCGUCAGGCUGCGUCAUCACGCUGUGCCUACGCUCCGCUGAACGAGGCAGGUUUGUUUUCGGUUUGUGCUCAUGGUGGUUUCCUGAAUGACGGAGCUGCUCUGAACUGACUGCAAGUGAAGCGGUUUGGCGCAGAGACCAGUUUUCACUGUGACCAGACGAACACACAGGAAUUAACAGAAUGUCUUCUCCGGAGCCCAUCAUCAGAUCAAGACAGACACAGAAAGACGUUAAUGGAGUUUCAACGCAGGUCGUCUGUACGGAGUUCAGUAAUUACAUAUUCAUAGUUCUCACUCAGUACGGCAAAAUCGGGAGUUUGAUAUCUGUCACACCUGACUCCAGAUCCAAUGAUAUCAGCACCCCAACUUUCUCCACCAAGGUGCUGCUGGGCAAAGAUGAGCCUCUGACACAUGUCUGUGCCAAAAACUUGGCGACGUUCGUUUCGCAGGAAGCCGGCAACAGGCCUGUCUUACUGGGACUGGCAUUGAAGGAUUCGUCCCUAGAUUCAAUAAAACAAAUGAAAGACAUCAUCCAAAGCUGUAAGGUCUGGUAGGAAGUCAACAAAAUGUACACUUCUGGCCACCUUGAUGCCACAAAUGUCAUAUUUUUCUUUUGCCUCUUUUUAAGUUUAAAGGAUUCUAAUCAAUGCCAGUAUUUCAUAAAACAAAAAGAAAACCAAAGGACUUGUGCCUCAUGAUGGAAAUGUAUACAUCUGAUUUCAUCCGCUCUUAUCCUUUAGAUUUAUUCAGAUAGGAAGAAACGUCUUAUGGAAAACAAUUAAGAGUUAAUCUGGUUUUAAGGGUGUGUUCGCUCUACACCUCUGUGCUCUCAAAAAGUGAGGAAUGUGCAAAGACUUCACAGAAAAUGAUUCAAUUUAAUCACAGACCCUGCAUUUAAUUUUAUAAUCUGUUAUACUUUAUACUGUUAAUAUGUCUGUAUUGUCCAAUGCAAAUAGUCUUCAAUUGUGUCUUGAUGCAGAACUUCGAAAUAAAACUGGUCACUUUCUCAA